AUGACACCUACCACUGUGCAACGAAAAGGUGCAAUCACCACUGGAACAAUGGGGAAUAAAGGGUUCAUCACCGAGACGGAGUUAAAGAAACACAACGGAACUAAUGGCUCGCAGUCAUGGAUAGCGAUCAAGAACAGAGUAUACGACGUUUCCAGUUUUGGUGAGGAGCAUCCAGGAGGCACCAUCAUUUUCACGCACGCUGGCAAAGAUGCUACUGAUGUGUUAAGCGCAUUCCAUCCUGCCUCAGUGCACAAAUGGUUACCUCGCUUCUACAUUGGUGACUUGGUAAAAGAUUCACGCGUAACUCCCCUGGAUGCCCAAAAGGAGGCAGAGUACAGACAGGAUAUCAUAGCAAUGAAAUCGGAGCUGAUGAAGGCUCGUGCAUUUGAAUCCUCUAAGCUGUAUUACGCAUUCAAGAUUGCCACUAAUUUAGCCAUAUUUGCUGCUGCAGUUGCUGUGAUUUUGAUGUUCAAUGGAAUUGUUGGUGCAGUCAUAGGCGGAGUUUUGAUGGCUCUCUUCUGGCAACAGAGUGCCUUCCUUGCUCAUGACUUCCUCCAUCAUCAGGUAUUCACCAACCGUAGCUACAAUAACUUAGCUGGCCUUUUAUUUGGCAACAUUUGGCAGGGCUUUUCAACCUCUUGGUGGAAAACAAAGCAUAAUCACCAUCACGCCUCCACAAACGUUGUGCACACCCAAGCUGGAGGAGACCCAGAUAUUAUGACGAUGCCAUUCCUGUUGUGGUCAGAGAAGAUCAUCGAGGGCGAUGCAGAAGAUCUUAAAGACCUUCCCAAGUUUAUGGUCAGGUAUCAAAAGUUCUUCUAUCUACCACUGAAUGCUGCUGCUCGUAUAUCAUGGCUGCUGCAGUCAAUUCUCUUUCAACUGGAACCUGUGCAUAAAUAUGUUGGUGGUUUACCCAUGAAGAUCGCCGAGAUUUCUUCAAUGGCUGUCCAUUACGUUUCAUUAGUGUUAAUCACAUCACUUCUAAAAACGACUUCCUCAAGAAUCGUUUUCCAACUGACCUGUCAGUCACUCGGUGGGAUUUUUCUUGCUGUAAUUUUUACCGUUGGUCAUUAUGCAAUGGAAAUUUUUACAAGCGAGGUAAUGAGUGACACUGAUUUCGUCCGCCUUCAAGUUCGCUCCACUCGCAAUAUCACGCCCACUGUCUUUAACAAGUGGUUCAGCGGUGGUCUCGCAUAUCAGGUGGAGCAUCAUAUAUGGCCUACUUUACCUCGUCAUAGUUUACCUCUUGCGUCGAAGAUUUUGAAGCGCUUUUGUUCCAAGCACAACAUUCCUUACACAGUAAAAGGACUGAUUGAAGGAAACUUGGCAGUCUUUAAGCUACUUUCACAAAUUGGUGAGAGAUUUUGA
Pocillopora meandrina is the source of this 1368-nucleotide messenger RNA. NCBI's taxonomy places the organism in Eukaryota, Metazoa, Cnidaria, Anthozoa, Scleractinia, Pocilloporidae. The record is from the annotation of a GenBank genome assembly.